Messenger RNA from Cajanus cajan (pigeon pea), 744 nucleotides. Lineage: Eukaryota; Viridiplantae; Streptophyta; Magnoliopsida; Fabales; Fabaceae. The record is from RefSeq and is a predicted model, not a curated record.
UAUGUUUCCCAAGUGAUCAAGAAGCAUGCUGAGGAAAACCAUCCAAUUUCAUGCAUCAUAAACAACCCCUUUGUUCCAUGGGUUUGUGAUGUGGCUGCUCAACAUGCUGUUCCUUCUGCCAUGCUAUGGAUUCAAUCUAGUGCUGUCUUCACCACUUACUAUAGCUAUUUCCACAAACUGGUAAGUUUCCCUUCAGAUGCAGAUCCUUAUAUUGAUGUUCACUUGCCUUCUGUAGUCCUCAAAUACAAUGAAGUUCCAGAUUUUCUGCAUCCGUUUAGUCCAUAUCCAAUUUUCGGGACACUCAUAUUGGAACAGUUUAAGAACUUGUCCACACCGUUCUGCGUGUUGGUGGAUAGUUUUGAGGAACUAGAGCAUGACUACAUCGAGUAUCUUUCAAAGUUUUUGGUUAUAAGGCCUGUUGGUCCUUUGUUCAAGAUCCCAAAAGAUCCAUCCACAAGAGAUAUACGUGGAGAUUUUAUGAAGAGUGAUGAUUGCAUAGAGUGGCUCAACUCAAGGGCACCAGAAUCAGUGGUGUAUAUCUCCUUUGGGAGUAUAGUGUACUUGCCUCAAGAGCAAGUGAGUGAAAUAGCAUAUGGACUAUUGAACUCUCAUGUCUCAUUUUUGUGGGUGUUAAAGCCACCUCCUAAGGAAUUUGGGGUUUCCCCUCAUGUUCUGCCAAGUGGAUUCCUUGAGGAAACAAGAGAGAAAGGCAAAGUGGUGCAGUGGAGCCCACAAGAGGAAGUG